AUGCCGAUAUCCAUAGGAAACGAUUGUCCUCGGGAUCAACAUUCCUCGAUAGUGAUAUUCUUCGGUACCGGUAUCCCUCCUCCUCAAUGUCAUUUGGUACCGUUAUUCUUGGGAACCGGUUUUCCUCGGUAUCGGCGUUCCUCGGUAUGGGUACUCUUCGGUAUACCCCUUUCUCAAUGUCCCUUGGGAUCGGUAUUCCUUGGUAGAGAUUUUCCUGUUAGUCCGCAUUCCUCAGUACAGAUAUUCUUCGCUAUCGGUAUUCCUCUUUCCCUACUCGCCUUGGUAUUGAUUUUUCUUGGUAUCGGCAUUCCUCUUUUCCGAUGCUCUUUGGUGCCGGAAUACUUCAGUAUCGAGUUUACUCGCUAUCGCCAUUCCUCGAUACCAAUAUUCUUCGACACGGAUUUUUCCAGAUGUUCAUUGCUACCGGUAUUCCUCCGUACCGAUUCUCCUCUGCACCGGUUUUUCUCAUUUCCCGAUGGUCACAGUUACCACUAUACUUCCGCCCUGAUUUUGAUCGAUAUUAGCAUCCUUCGUAGCAGCUAUUCUUUUGAACCUAUUAUCUCGGAAUUCCUCGUAACGGUUUUUCUCAAAAUCGGCAUUCCUCGAUACGGGUUUUCUUCGGUAAUCAUAUCUCUCUGUACCCGUAUUCUUCUUUAUCAAUGUUCCUUGGUACAGGUAUUCUUUGGUAGCGAUUUUCUUCUUUUCCUAUGUUCGUUGGUACCGCUAUACUUCAGUAACGGGUUUUCUCAAAAUCGGCAUUCCUCGCGAUUUUCUUCGGAUUCGGUUUUAAUCACUACCGGAAUUCUUCGUUUUGGAUUUCCUCGGUACAGGUAUUAUUCUGUAUCAAUUUUCCUCUGUAUCACCAUUCCUCCAUACGGGUAUUCUUUGGAACUGAUAUUUCCCGGUACUAGUAUUCCUCUUUCCCGAUCUUCCUUCGUACUAGUUUCUUCAGUACCGAUUUUCCUCAGUAUCGACAUUCCUCGCUACCGUUAUAUUAAGUACAGAUUUUCUUUGGUAUCGACAUCCCUUGGUACCGGUAUUUUUCUGGCCUAUAAGAAUAAGGCCAAUACCAACCAUUAA
This is a messenger RNA of Protopolystoma xenopodis, 1080 nucleotides long. NCBI's taxonomy places the organism in Eukaryota, Metazoa, Platyhelminthes, Monogenea, Polystomatidea, Polystomatidae. The record is from the annotation of a GenBank genome assembly.